UCAGCUCAUCUGUCAUUUUAUUACUGAACCAGUGCUGAAGAGCUUGUCUUUUCCUAUUUGUGGAUUAAAACUGCUGAAGAUGUUUAACAGAUUUUGGUUCUGUUUGUGUUUGUGGCAACUGGUAGGUGUGUUUGCUGGUUCAGAUGCAGUGCAGUCAGUGUCAGUGAUGGAGGGAGAUUCAGCCACUCUACAGAUUCAUGUUACUGAAAUGCAGACCGAUGAUGAGAUACGGUGGAGGUUUGGAACUAACAGGAAUCUUAUAGCUAAAAUGAAUGGAGUGACCAAUACGAUCCUUGAUGGUCCUGAUGGGAGAUUCAGAGACAGACUGAAGCUGAAUCAGACUGGAUCUCUGACCAUCACAAACACCACAACCACAGACUCUGGACUUUAUGAAGUUGAGAUCAGCAGCAGCAGCUCAGAGGAUAAAUACAGAUUCCAUGUUACCAUCUUUGACCCACAGACUCCUUCACAUCCUCCUUUAGGGUUUACUUCACAUCCUCCAGUCUUACCACUGAUAAUAGUGCUGAUCUCUGCUGCUGCUGCUGGAUCUCUGGUGAUUGUGGCUGUAAUUGUGAAGUUUUGUAUCUGCAGGAAACACAGAGACGCAGUUCAUGAAGACGAGACUCAAGCUGCUGCAAAACUCUACAAACACACUGAACUGAUGACGGUGAGAGAAUCUGACGUGACGGAGGUGAUUUACACAUAACUGCUCAUCAUAACUGCAUCUGCAUCAUAUACAAUAUACAAUUGUAUAUAUUUGUUUUGUCAGUAUAUUUUCAAGUUAUUUUUGUUUGGAUGAAUGAUAAAUGAAUGAUAAAUACUUUGCUUACACUGGAUUACUUAGUAUAUAUCAUUUUUUUCUGUUUGUCUGCUUU
Onychostoma macrolepis is the source of this 875-nucleotide messenger RNA. RefSeq lists its product as uncharacterized. The transcript is spliced from 5 exons. The record is from RefSeq and is a predicted model, not a curated record. Bases 80 to 706 code for a protein of 208 amino acids. NCBI's taxonomy places the organism in Eukaryota, Metazoa, Chordata, Actinopteri, Cypriniformes, Cyprinidae.